CAGCGAGUUGACCACAACUACCACAUUUGAACCAGAGCCACUGCGACCGCUCUUUCGCUUUGGUGCAUUCCUCUCACAUAACCGCCCGAUGUACCCUCGAACAGAGGCCAUGCCGCAGUGCAAUCCCCGAGAUGGCUGAUGUCAACAAAGCAACCGAUGGUCGAGCCCCAUACUCCCCCGCGGCAUUCGACUACACCCUUCUUCCAGACUACAACAACGACUUCAUAAACGUAGAUGAUUUCGAAGAAUUUGAAAGAGCUCUCUUCGCUCCGGAGAACUCGCCCUCGACCGAAGACCUCACCCAGCCUCAACCCGUCCAGCGGACCUUCAUCACAGCCCUCAACGACUGGCGGCCAAUAUACCAGCGCGUUCGCCCACGGAAUAAAACCAAAAAGCCUCCGCGGAGAGGCAAAGAUGAGACCCGGGAAGGAGUCGUGUACAUUAUCCUCAAGUGGCCCUUGUUGAUUCUAGUCUUCGGCUGGCUCUUCUUCUUGAGCAUAGCCUACGCCCUGACGCGCAUUUACAUCCUCCUGUACGAACAGUUGGUCACAUGGAGGGGCCGGCGGCAGAACCUUCGUGCGAGAUUGCAACAGGCCACCUCGUAUGAGGAGUGGAUGACGUCGGCGAAGGAGCUAGAUACAUUCCUGGGCAACGAAUCAUGGAAGCGGACGGAUGAAUAUGCAUACUAUGACAGCAAAACGAUCCGGAGGGCGCGGGAUCAGAUGGCCAAACUGCGUAAGAAGGCGGAGGCUGUUGAAGCUGCAGGAAACAAGACAAGGGAAGGUGCGGUUCAAGAGACAGUUGAAGAGCUCAAGGGGCUUGUGGAAAUAUGUGUGAAGAACAACUUUGCGGGCUUCGAGAAUCCCCGGUUAUACAGCGAAACUUACUAUGGGACCAAGAACCUGGUGCAGAGUUUCGUGGAUGAGGUUGAAACUUCCGUCUCUUUCCUUCUUAAGACAACUCAGCUCGAUGCGGACAGCAAGAGGGCGAUGUUGAAGCAUAUCAGCAAACAAUAUGGUCGUACAGCUUUGUGCCUUUCUGGAGGAGCCACUUUUGCCUACUACCAUUUCGGCGUUGCAAAGGCACUCAUCGAUGCGAACCUCCUGCCAGAUGUAAUAGCGGGGACUUCUGGAGGCGCUCUUGUAGCGGCGUUACUCUGCACCAGGACCGAUGAAGAGCUCAAAAGGCUCCUAGUACCUGCUCUCGCACAUCGCAUAACAGCCUGUCACGACGACACACUUACUUGGUUCAAGCGCUGGUACCGUACUGGGGCACGCUUUGACAGUAUCGAUUGGGCGAAACGUUGCGCCUGGUUCACUCGUGGCAGUAUGACCUUCCGGGAGGCAUACGAGCGAACUGGACGCAUUCUCAACGUAUCAUGCGUCCCAUCAGAUCCUCAUUCGCCAACCAUUCUAGCAAACUAUCUCACAUCUCCGGACUGCGUUAUCUGGUCGGCCGUUUUGGCGUCCGCCGCCGUCCCCGGCAUCCUGAACCCCGUCGUCCUCAUGAAGAAGAACAAAAACGGCACUCUCUCCCCCUACUCCUUCGGCCACAAAUGGAAAGAUGGGAGUCUCCGCACCGACAUUCCUCUCAAAUCCCUUAAUCUCCACUUCAACGUCCGCUUCUCCAUCGUCAGCCAAGUAAACCCGCACAUCAACCUCUUCUUCUUCUCCUCUCGCGGCUCCGUCGGCCGCCCCGUAACCCAUCGCCGUGGGCGCGGCUGGCGCGGCGGCUUCCUCGGCUCCGCUAUCGAGCAAUACAUCAAACUAGACAUGAACAAAUGGCUCAAAGUCCUGCGCCAUUUGGAACUCCUUCCCCGCUUCAUGAACCAAGAUUGGUCCGAGAUUUGGCUCCAGCGCUUCAGCGGCACGAUAACCAUCUGGCCCAAAUCCGUCGGUUCGGACUUCUACUACAUCCUGUCCGACCCUUCGCCUCAGCGCCUCGCACGCAUGAUCCACGUGGGCCAGCUCUCCGCAUUCCCGAAACUGAAGUUCAUCGCCAAUCGCGCGAAACUGGAGCGUCUGAUUCAGCAAGGGAGACGCCAGUUCCGCAUCAUGAGUAGGCAGGAUACGGGACUUCCGGAUAUCUUGUCUGAAGACGACGUCGCGGGUUUGCUGAGGCAGAAGAUGGAUGGCGGUGCGCAGGCGUAUAGCUCCGACUCGUCCGAUUCCGAGACUUAUAAACAACAAAGACCCCGGCCCGUCGCCACGCAGAAACUCUCUAGAAGUGUCACCGUACCGGGCAGUCCGUCACUAAGUAAACGCCUCUCAGGCUGGUUCUCUUCGCUCUCCCCGCGCGAAUCUUCUUCCCGCUCGAGAGAUCGUUCCCCUCUCCUGAAUCCUCGUUCAUCGCACGAUCACCGCCCAACAUCGAUGUACGAAUUCCCCGCCGUGCACGAUGAAGAGGGGCCCUCGGUGGCGGCGCAGCCGCUGGGGCAUCGGCAUAAGCGGUCGGGCAGCUUUUUAGAAGAGCUGAGAAGGCAGAGCAGGGUGUUUGUGGAUGACGAGAUUGAGGCGGAGGAUUUCCCUGCUGGAGUUAAGCAUGAGGGGGGUUAUGGGGGCGGAGGGAGUGAGGGCGGCAGCGGGGGUGGCAGUACGGGAAGGAGAGUGAGGGGGCAGGAUGCCACGGCUGGUGCAGAGGCAUUGGGGGAAGGGUUUGGGGAUGAUGAGAGGGAGCGUGAGGGCGAAGGGAACGGAGCUGUGGGGUUAGGGUUGGAACCGACUGUCGUUGGGUAGAACAACGUUGGAAAGGGUUAAUGUAAGACUGAUGGUUUCAUGAACUCGGAACACUGGAGCGCUUCUUGUAAAGGCAUCGCGGGUUUAUAUUUGCAUGAAAUGAGGGCUUUUGGUAAACAUCGGAGUAGGGAAGGUUGGCAGGAUCAUUAGAUUAGCGUCAAUUGCAUUGCAUCGUAUAGUGUUUUCAGCAGCGUAUUGGCGACACUGUAUUGUGCUCGAUAAAACAAGACAAG
This is a messenger RNA of Westerdykella ornata, 2968 nucleotides long. RefSeq names its product patatin-domain-containing protein. Lineage: Eukaryota; Fungi; Ascomycota; Dothideomycetes; Pleosporales; Sporormiaceae. The coding region runs from base 132 to 2735 and encodes 867 amino acids. The transcript has a single exon. Gene Ontology annotation, biological process: lipid metabolic process. The record is from RefSeq and is a predicted model, not a curated record. Gene Ontology annotation, molecular function: triacylglycerol lipase activity.